AUGCACAACUCCCAGAGGGGCUUUGCCCCCUACGAUCAGAUACCAGGCUCCCUGCCCGCCUACCCCGGCAGCGCAGCUCCCAUGGACAAGAGCUACGGGGAGUACUACAGCCAGGCGGGCGCGGAGGCGCAGCUGCUUGAAAUGCAGAGGGGCUCUCAGCUGGCAGACUUGAUAGCGCAGCAGCAGCAGCAGCAGCUGCUGCUGCAGCAGCAGGAGCAGCAGCAGCUGCAGCAUCACAUGCAGCAGCAGCAGCAGCUCCAGCAGCAGCUCCAGCAGCAGCACAUCCAGCAACAACAACUCGAGGCUCAGCUGCAGCAGCAGCAGCUGGAGCACCAGAUGCAGCUGCAGCAGCAUCAGCUGCAGCAGCAGCAGCUGCAGCAGCAGCAGCAACUCUACGAAGAAGAGGUAGACGACAUGUACGGCUACGGCUUUGUUGCUGCUCCUCAGAAGUCCUUUCCUGUUGCUGCUGCUGCUGCUGCUGCUGCUGAGCCAGGAGUCCCCGCCUAUGCAACAGCUAACAGCAGCACUUUCUUUGUUGACAGCAGCUCAAGCCUUAUGAAUUCCAUGGGCGUGCAGCCUGCUGCUGCUGCUGCUGCUGCUGCUGCGCAUGGCAGCGAGAGCAAAACAUGUGAGGCAAAGGAGAAAUUGCGCUUUGUGUGGAGCGGCGAAGAGUUCCUACACAUCACCGUCAACGAAGAGGUGCAGGGCCGCGUGGAAGCCACGGGCUUUAUAAAACUUCAUUUUUCUUCUUUGCAAGAAAAAAUUCCAAUGAGAGUAGAUGUAAUAAGCAGAGAGGGGCAAACAAAUGGUUUUUUAAUCCUGCGGUACGCUGUUUUGGGUCCUGCUGCUGCUGCUGCUGCUGCAGCAGCAGCAGCAGCGUCUGCGGCUGAUGCAGCAGCAGACCUCAAGGGGCUCCCCACGCUCCCCAGCAACUACGCCCUGCAGCAGCAGCAGCAGCAGCGCCAGGCCCUGCAGCAGCAGCAACUGCAGCAGCAGGACCCGCUGCGCGCUGACGCAGCAAUGCGGAUGACGAGCUGCGCAGCUAACGGGAUACAGCAGCAGCAGCAGCUGCUGCAGCAGCAGCUGCAGCACGGCAAGAAGCAAACCACCAGCAGCAGCAGCAGCAGCAGAAACAGCCGCAGCAGCAGCAGCAUGUUUUCGCGUUUUGGCCGCUGGUGCUGCGAGCUGCCAGCAGCAGAUCUCAACUAA
Eimeria tenella is the source of this 1209-nucleotide messenger RNA. RefSeq lists its product as uncharacterized. NCBI's taxonomy places the organism in Eukaryota, Apicomplexa, Conoidasida, Eucoccidiorida, Eimeriidae. The transcript is spliced from 5 exons. The coding region runs from base 1 to 1209 and encodes 402 amino acids. The record is from RefSeq and is a predicted model, not a curated record.